CGGUCGCCUUUUUUCGCCCCCGCUUACUUUGACGCGCGUGUGAUUGGCCGGCUCCUGCCUCUACAUAUCUGAUUCCGGCCAUCAGAUACUCCAUGCCAAAGACUUAUAAGGCCUGCUUGUUCCUGCUUGGUUUCCUUCUCAUCAGACAAUCCUCAAAGACUUUCUUCGCAUCCAAGAAACACAGCUUUCUCUCCUCUACCACUUCUACUCUUUACCAACACUCCACCACCACCACUCUACCAUCACCAUGUCUGCUCCCACUGGCGCUAUCCCCGCUUCCUGCUGCAAGCGUGACGGCACCGGCUGCGUCUGUGCCAAGGAGGCUACCUGCUCCUGCGGCAAGCAGAAGGCCAUGCACUGCAACUGCGAGAAGGCCCAGGCCGAGAACAAGGUGAACGGCGCUACCUGCUCCUGCGGCCAACGCGCUGCCGGCUCCUGCACCUGCAACCGCUCCGGCGAAGAGAACACGGUCAAGGGCACUGCCUGUGCCUGCGGCAAGAGGUCCAGUGACUCGUGCACUUGCUCUGGCGCCGAGCUCGGCCAGUCAGAGCUUGAGACCGACUUCACCAACCGCAAGUAGUUGACUGCGGGUUUAGGAGGCAUGCAUGGGACGGUGUUGUCAGGCGUUAAGGGUUUUGAUGUGGGUUGAGCGGUUUAGGCUCUCCUUGGGGCAAUGGAAAUUCAGGGCAACUUUAAUUAGCAGAGGCUAGUAGGAUCAAGAUACCAACAAUGAACUCGGAGUUUGUUUGA
Aplosporella prunicola CBS 121167 is the source of this 750-nucleotide messenger RNA. RefSeq lists its product as uncharacterized. The record is from RefSeq and is a predicted model, not a curated record. Lineage: Eukaryota; Fungi; Ascomycota; Dothideomycetes; Botryosphaeriales; Aplosporellaceae. The coding region runs from base 248 to 580 and encodes 110 amino acids. The transcript has 3 exons.